GUCUAUCACUCUAGAGAAUCUGGCGAUGGUCUUUUUAAUGAGGAGGUUUAUGAUAUCACUGAAAUAGAAACGCUGAACCUAGAAGAAGACGCCGAAGAAAACGAAGAAGAGCAAAUCAAACACGAACAACAUGAAUCCGUUCUUGAGUAUCUUGUCCAUCACCAAACAAACAACGCUUUCCUGUUUGCAGAUUUCAUGCCUGUGAAAGAAGUGAUAAGAGGGUAAUGGAAGAGUUAUAAAUGGUGGUUCAAUGGAUGGUUUGUCAUCCAUAUAAUUUGUAUGGUCCUUCUUUCCGUUGCUGCUGUGUACAGGUCAAAACUUACGGGGCCUGUAUCUCGAAACAACACAGCUGACUUUGCCUUUGUUGUUACUAGAAAUGCAUUUGUCACCGGAGUUUCAAUUAUUGGUCUACUUCUAGGAUUAUCAUAUCUAGCAAUGGAGAUAUCAAGAAUACUUAUUUUACGUUUUCAAUUCCAGGCAUCUUCAAAUGCUAUGAAACGUGUUUUACGACAUUUUAGCGCACCAUAUUCAAACUUCAUUUUCAGAAUAUACUUCAUUUUAUUUUCUCUUCUGCUUAUAGUCGAUUGCGUUAUCGCUGCGAUCGAUGCCUCGGGGUCUUUGUCGGGUUAUGAAAAUUACUGCUUGAUCUUUGCUGUAAUUGUUGGUUGGUAUCUUGUGAUGUUCUUUCUGCAGACCUUUAAGGCGUUUAGUAUGUUUACUGUUUUGAUUCAGAAAGCAGUAAUAGAUAUGCUGAAAUUUGCCCUUGUUAUGGCAUUUUUCCUUGUGGCGUUUUCUGUAGCAAUGUAUAUGAUUAUGCAAGGUGCGGACACUGAUGAUGACGAUUUCAAUAACUUCAGUACAACAAUGCUAAAAAUGUUGACUAUCAUGCUCGGUAUUGGCGAGCUAGGAAUUUUGUUUCAAGCCCGACAUCCGUAUCUAGCUAUUUUUGUUUUUGUUCUGUUUGUGCUGUUGACAACAAUCCUUCUCUUGAAUGCACUGAUUGCUAUGAUGUCAAAUUCCUGCACUGAUCUAAUGAAUAAUUACGGAGGUGUGGUAGCUUCAAAGCUCCAUUGUCGUUUGCAGAAACUGUCCGUGAUUCUUUUCCUCGAAGGGUUUUUUCCACGAUGUAUCUGUAAGGAAGUUGGGGUCAAGAAGAGAAAAUAUAGAUACGAUAAUAAUGAAUGGGUUCGUAAUAGGCAGAGAAGAAUAUGGGCCAGGAGCUCAGUCCAUGACCAUGGAGGCACAGAAACCGAAAAAUCACCCGAUCCGUUACAUCUUACUCACCAGACACAGGGUAUUGUGUCUUCAAUAAUGCAGCAGUUGAAUCCAGAAAUCAAAAAAAAAAUUAAACAGGGAACCAGAAUUUAUCCAGCAACUUUCAGCACAACAACAUUUGAGCCAUCUCUUCAGCGGUCUCUGAGUACUACAAGACGAAUUGAUAUAACAAAUAUCAGUAAAAGAACGUGCGACGUGUGCCAACAAAGUGGCGUGCAGCUCGAGGAAACGGAGGCAGUAGCAGAGGAAUUUGAUGAAUAGGAAUCGUACUGAUGUUUAGAUUAAUGGCAAUUCUGUUAACCAGACAGAACAUCUGCGACGUCAUCUAAGGUGAUUUCUCCCUGGAAAUACCAGAGUAUCGUCAAACAGCAGCCUGUUAUCACUAAGCAGUGGUAUCGUAGCUGUAGUGCCUUCCUUUUAACGAUUCAUACAAAAUAUUCGUCGUAAUUCCAAUAAAACGAAUAGGGAGAACGGAUAUAUAUCUUUAUAAUUACAGUAGUUUUAGUUUUUUGUUUAUACUAACUUAUUUUAUCUGGAUUGUGAUGAAAGCUUUAAGCUUAUUUGAACCACUCUCGAGUCCGCUUCCUGGAAAACCAAGUACUGGUGUCAUAUGAGAAGUCGAAUCCACGACCCCUGGACUGAGCAGCCGACACCAUAACCACUAGACCACCGCUUCUUGUUUAUAGUUACAUGUUCAAUGUUUAAGAUGGAUAAAAACGUCGUUUACUACGUGUGUAAUGAAUUGCCAUAGCUUUUGUUACAUAACUGAAAAAUAUUCUAACUUGUGUGUUUAGUUUGUAAUUUUACUGUGUUGCUUUGUUUUAAAACAAUGACGCGUGUUAGAUUUAAUUAGAUUUCGUUAAAUUAAUUUGAAUAGAACUUUGCUAUUUUUUGCAAAUAAUACUUUGGAUAAUCCUUUCUUUUCAAAUUUGAGUUUUUGAAAUAAUCAUGAAUACUUGAUUUAUGAUGCAAAUGUGUAUUAUUAUGAUAAAAUUACCUUUAAACAUGACCUGAUAAAUCUUUUUCAAAUUUCACUAUAAGUCAGUCUGUGUACUACAUGUAAUUCAAUACAUCUGAUCAAACUUCGUUUAGCGACCGCCAGUACAUAUGAAAAUCGUCUUUAUAUAUUUAGAUACUAAUCAUUAGAUGUUCUUGUUUAUCUGCAAUCUCAUUUCUUUCACUGAGGAACCUCGAAACAAAACGAUUUCAAGUCUAAUGGGUUUUUAAAAGUUUGCAAUCAGUAUUAAAAAAACAGAAAAAGCAACUAAACUGACGAUUCGGCAAUCAAUUGUAUAAGUUUUCCUGUAUUUAAUGAUAUAUGUUUUCUCCACUGUGUCGUUUUGUCCUACUUUCCUGUUUGUUCUGCUAUGUCUAUGAGUGUGCUCGCGUGUAUGCAUACAUACAUACAUACAUAUAUGGGGAGUGUGUGUUGGUCUUGUGCGAGUUCAUAGUUUACGGUCUAGGGAGACAGACUGCGUUUUAGGAGCGUGGCACUUGCCCAAACAUCCCACCCAUUUCUUUACCACACACCAUUUUUUGCCUUUUGAAUAUAAUUCAAAUGUACUUGUUGUUGGAUUUUCGAAGCAACACCUCCGCUCUAUCUUUACACUACAGGUUCUAUUUGCUGUGGACCUCUUUCUGAUACAUGGCUCUGGACGUGUUAACUCUUCUGUGUGCUUCAAAUUAGAUAAAAAAUUUCUGCUUUUCAUUGUUAUCAAUCAUGAAAAAUUGCAUUUUAAUGUUUAUCGCCAGGUAUAAAUGCCAUGCUACGAUUUGAUUUAUAGUGACAAAUCAACCACUAAACGAUUUACUCUGAUCAUAUUUGAUAUGUUUCGUGCCCGUUCGGUUAAACGUCACAUUGGCACAGUUAUAAGUCAUAUGGUGAUUUUACAGCUUGUUCUGGUGGAGGAAUACCUCAGGUGCCACUCCGGGUAUUACAUAGUCACGGGUGAGCACUUUUGUUGAAUCAUCAACGUUCAGUAGGCCAGCUUGAUGGCUUCCUCACAUGAAGUUCUCUAUGCCCGGAACGAGGCAAGGGAUUUAAAGUCAGCGACCGCAACAACUCGGCCAAGGAAGCCCUGUUUUAAAAAUUUGCAAAUCCUUCAAGGACACCACCCAGGCGGUUAAACGUGAUAUUCACCUAUUACACUGAUAAAGAUUGUAGUCUAAUUGGUAUUUCACAAGUCUUAAUAUUAUUAUGAAGAAACGCACAACUGUUUUUUUUCCAUGGAAAUGUAAAACGGAAUGCAGAUUUAAAUUAAUUUUAUAAUUAACAUAUAAUUCACACUGACUUGAGUAUUAUAAAGACGGUUGUCUCAAACAUUUUCAGAAAAGAGAAAAAAAAUGUAGAAUUAUGUUUUUUCCUGAUUAUUUAAUAAACAAUAAAUAUAUAAAUGACGACAUAAAUUUCAAAGAGGCUGCCACAUGAUCUGCAAUUUUCCGAAUCUGCCAGUUUAAUCAUUGAACCGAAUUAAAAAACUCCUUCAUUGUUUAAAAUGUAUUUAGUAGCAAUAUUUCCUUUAAAGUAGGAAGGUGUAGUCAUAAAACAAAUAGAUGAAUAAUUUUGUCAGUUUCCAUGCAAUGAGUUGAAAUGUUUUAUAAGGUUUUAAAAAUGUUGUACUUGUACGUAUUGAUUCUUUUAAAUCUGUUUUACAAAUAAAGACUGGUUUCAUUUGUGUGUGUGCGUUUGCGUGUACGUGUGUGUAUGUGUUUAUAUGCCCGUUUUCGAAAACCCGGACGUACACUGACGAGAUAAGAAAUCGCAACAAACAUAUGCUUGAAUAUAUUUUGUACUACGAAAAGAACCACCUGGAAAUGUUCAACACAUUCGUAACUCUAUACCCAUUGUAUUUAUUCUGUGGUCUGUUGUGCUGAUUAAAUUUGAAAACAAUGGGUAUAGAGUAUCGAGAUGUGUAUGUACUGAACAUUUCAAGGUGAUGCUUUUUGUAGUACAAAAUAUAUUCAAGCAUAUGUGUGUUGCGUUUUCAUAUCUCGUCAGUGUAUUAUAUGAUGGCACAUGCCUUUCUCCAUCUGAAUUGAUGCAUAAUAUAUAAAUGCAAAAUCAUUCAAGGUGUUGACUUAAAUCUUGGCAUAUAUAGUGAUAAGACAAUGUACAGAGUGUGAUAAUCCACAUUCAUUUACUUCUCGAACUCCCCAUCUCCAAAACAAAGUCACUUUUAGUUUGUUGUGCUUUAGUAUCCGGUCACUGUUGCCGCAAAACUCCGCGCCACCUGGCCAACCCCAGCCACAUUACCCCCUGUCUACACCCCCUGCCACACACAAUUUUUCUUUAAAAUUUUACUUCCUCCUUCUCUGGUCUUAAACGUUAGGUGUAUUUUGCACAGAUUUGUGGAGCUUUGUCUUUUUCUUCUAUGUAUUUCUUCUGCAUAAGCAGGUAAUUGUAAGUUCUUCUUCAAACAAAUAUGUCGUGGGAAAAUUACUGAUAUCUCAUAAGUCAUGUAUACAAAACAUUUAGUAUUACAUUUGAGCUAUUAAUUUGAAAUACUGGUAAUUGACGUAAAGCAACGUGUACAAUGGAGGCGGAUCAGGUAAAGUUAAAACAUUAAUAGUUUAGAAAUACAGACAAAGAAAAUGUUACUCAAACGAGUUUAUGUAAACAAGUGUAAUAUUACAGUCAAAACAUGCAAUAAAGAUAAAAGUAAAUAAUGACAAAAACUACUCUCUUCUAUGUAUACAUAGUUGCGUUUCAUGGGGUAAUUACAACAGACUUGUUGGAACAGGCAAAAUAUAAGUGAGAGACAGUGCAACGAAACAAAGUCAUUAUAUUGUUUGAAAGAAAAAAUGCCUAAAUUUCUAAAUCGAAUUACUUUUGUUCUCGCAAUACAGGAACAUACUUUAAUGUAGAUAUGUUUUGAACAAGAAAAGUUUUCAAAUGUAAGAAAUAUGUUACUCAAUGCCUUUGUUUAAAAUGUGAUUGCCACAUUUUCUGUUAUGAACUUGUUAAAUCCUCUUUCAGAUAAUUGUUUUCCCUUUUUUUAGUCAAUGGUAUGAAUAUUGAUGAAUAAAGUAGAAAGAUUU
This is a messenger RNA of Mercenaria mercenaria, 5313 nucleotides long. Its product is annotated as transient receptor potential cation channel subfamily V member 6-like. The record is from RefSeq and is a predicted model, not a curated record. NCBI's taxonomy places the organism in Eukaryota, Metazoa, Mollusca, Bivalvia, Venerida, Veneridae. The transcript has 2 exons. Gene Ontology annotation, molecular function: calcium channel activity. Gene Ontology annotation, biological process: calcium ion import across plasma membrane. Bases 280 to 1536 code for a protein of 418 amino acids. Gene Ontology annotation, cellular component: membrane.